AAUUAAAAUCCAGAAGCAUCUGAUAUGACUUUAGAUGAGGUCAAACUUGUUCAUGUUAUGACAUGCAAAUCGGAACGGGAAGGAGAUAACUCAGCGAGAGAUAAAGUACACAGUGCACCAAACUGAACAAGCUUCUUCCAAAAAGUAAACUUAGACUUAGAAACUUGUAGAAGUCGCAUAGAAAUACAUGACGGAGAACCCGGAAGGAAGUAGUUCCGUUUUAAAUCAACGUGUAAUUUGAUUAUAUUACACAAGGAAUAUUAGGGGAAAACAAGAAAUAAAUGGUUGAUGUCUUAGUUAUUUUAUUAAAGCAUGAAAUAAUCCAUUACAAGUAUUACAAAGAAAGAUAAGGUCAUAGCACCCUGAACAUGGAACAAUUAAUGCAAGUAAUACUAAAGUAAAUUUAGGAGAUACCCUGGGAAAAAAUGACAGUUGAGUGAUUAUCGGGAAAAAAAACUUACAACAAAAUUACCGCAAAAAACAUCCAUCAUGUAAUUAUCUAGUUCAAUGUCAAUGCCAACGCGAUUUACAUGCCUUCGAUUCAUAAAUCUGAGUUCAAAUGUGCUGAUACAUGAUCCCACGUAAGUCGCUAAUAGGGAUAUCAUAAAAUAUAGGAAGUAGAUUAAUCAUAAAUAAAAUUCGUAUAUAAAUCCCGUUUAUGAUGGAGGCUAUAGCAGACAAAGAUAACAGAGGAGAGUAUAUAAAUGGAAUAGAAUACGAACAUUUAAUUCCAUACAUUGGUCACAUUCCAAAACAUAAACUCACAGAGGAGAAAAGGAACUUAAAAGUUAAACAAGUUGAUGAGAUUUUGAAUCUAGGAUUGAAAAUGUUGUUUUUUAGUUUUGUAAUCGUGGUUCUAGUGCGGUUGGGGCAAUCUCGGUUUGCUGAUCAGAAAGAAGAAGGAAUCUCAAAUGCCGUAGUAAUAGUUGUGCAUAACACUCCGGAUUCAACAUUGAAAAACAUAGAAAUAGAUAUACCUCAAAAUCCAAAAUACCCAUCACCUCUAAAUCGAUACACAAAAAUUAAGGAUAGAACUACCGAUUUAGAAUGGAUGAAAAGUCAGUUUGAAAAAUCCUCAAUUGUGUAUAUGGCAGAAAGUGAUGACCAAGGCGCUGGAAGAGAGAAAAGAUCGCUUGUACCACAUGACACUGUUGUUACUGAAGAGGAGAUUAAAAUAAUCUUAGACACACAUAAUACAGCAAGACGGAAGGAGGGCUCCUCCAAUAUGGAAUACUUGAGAUGGAACGCUGAAUUAGCAGAUCUAUCCCAAGGAUGGGCUGAAAAUUGUGAUUGGGAACACGGACAGGUGAAUUAUAGCAAAGACCUGGCGCAAUUCAACCCAAUCGGACAAAACCUUUACUUUACAACUGGGAGAUUUAAUUUAGCAGCAGGGAUUGAAGCUUGGUACAAAGAAAAAAGGUUUUACAAUUAUGAUACUCUGAAGUGCUCUUGGACUUAUUGUGGACAUUAUACACAGGUUGUAUGGGCCAAAAGUCGUGAGAUCGGUUGUGGAUACCAUACCUGCGAGACAAUGAUAGAAAGUAGUAAGCCUGGAAAAAUUCGAAAAAAUGCCAAAUACCUAGUUUGCAACUAUGGACCAGCGGGGAACUAUCGUAAUCAAAAGCCAUUUAAAAAAGGAACAGAAUGCACGAAGUGUUCCGGGGGAAGCUAUUUCUGCGACAAAGGACUUUGUCGUGAUUGUGAAAAAGACGGUAUGUUGGAUAAAUGUGUCUGCAUGGCUGACUGUAAUUGUGGAUACCCUACACAAGAUUGCAGAUGCCAGUGUCAAGAUGGCUGGAACGGUAACGAGUGUUUAGAUGUAUGUAAGAACAAACAUAAGUACUGCACUGGUGGAUGGCCGAAAUCGUACUGUACCUCGAACAAAUGGAAGGGUUACAUGAAAAACGUUUGCCCAGGAUUCUGUGGCCAUUGUAAAAUCAUUGAUGGACUAAAUGACACUUCGCCGUGUCCUUUAACUACAUCUGCACCUACAACUGCCGCCACAACAUCUGCUGAAACAAAUUUUACAUCUGCUAAUACAACUAAAACAUUUGUAUCUACAAUCUCAACAUCUGCUGAUACAACUACAACAUUUCCGUCAACAAUUUCAACACCUGCAGAAACAACUGCUACAUCUGUUUUAACAAACACAACAUCUGCAGACUUAGAAACAACGUCUACCUCUCCUUCGACUGCUGAACCGACAACUACAAUUUUUUCAGAAUCCCCGAAUAUCUCAGUGAAUAUAACCUCUACAACUCAAACACCCACUCGAACAACACAAAGACCCCUUACAACAACACGCAUACCCCUGCGAACAUUCCCAUCGACACUCAUACCACCGACUGUUCCGCAAAACCACACCGAUUGGUUAAAAAGGCAACAAACUUUAUCUGCCACUGGAAUGUAUGUUGGGAUAGGAUUAGCCGUCGCCAUUUUGGUAGCAGUAGUUGCUGCCGCCAUUUUUUAUGUUGUUGGUAGAAAGCGACGGUCUAAGAAUAUUGUAACGAUGCCCCACAAUACAAUGUACAUGAACUCAUCGAAAUCAUCAUUCGUUAAACAAUACGGACCUAAGACCAAUAACAAUGGCUUGACAAUCGAAUACUCUCCCUCGGAAAUAAAUAACGCGAAUGACUUUUCUCCCAUCGGGAUGAAAAACUUACCGAAAAGAGGUCCCACCGAGAUUGAAUAUACAAAUGAGUAUGUUCCCGCUAAGAUCGAAUACACGCAAGAUGAUGGUUCCACUGAAAUGAACAAAACUAAAAAUACUCCCACCGGAUCGACAGAAGCUGAUAAAAAUGUUCCCAUCGAUUUAAACUCUAAAGCUGAAUAUGAUCCCUCCAUUACUGAUGGUGCAAAUGAAUAUGUUAAUCCUAAUCAUAGUGAACCUGAAAACCAAGGACGAGUGACUGAAACUCAGACGGAGAGUGGCAAAUAUAAACCUGAUGAGGAACAAAACUUUGGAAUUUCUUUAUCUGAUAUUAAAAUGCAGGAAAAUGAUCUGUAUGACCAAACAACAAAUGAUAAUGGUACUGAACGAAAUAAUGACAACGAGCAACAAUCAAAUCAUGAAAAUGCAGACCUGGAAUCGAAUGAUGAUACAAAAAUACAAAUAGAUAAUGAUGUUAAAGAGAGAUCAAAUGAGACUCUUAAGUAUGGUAUGAAACAACCAACAAAUAACGAUACUAAUCGAGUAUAUGAAAAACUAAAUUACAAUUCGGAGCAAACAUUGAAUAAUGAUGAUACAGGUGAACGAUACUACGGUGGUCUUCCAACAGACAAUAACACAGAAAAAAAUAAUGAUUUCAAACAACCUCUCCAUAACAGUGGGCUGCCACUAACCUAUAAUUCUGAACCAUCUACGUAAAAUGCUUCAACCAAGGGAAUAGUCAAAACCCGGGUAUUUCGAUUUUCGUUCAGUGUAUAAGGGCGCUGUCCUAUCUACUGCAAAAACCGAUAACUUCCCGAAUAUUGUAACGCUUCGACUUUGAAGUUGCUGAUUUUUAUGUUAACCCUUUACUUGAAGUACUGACUCGUUUGAUUAUAAUUCUUAACAUGAGACUUUAACAUGAUAUCGAACUAUUAAUUAAGGAUCCUGAAUACUUUGAGCAUGUAUUUAGUUUAAAGCUAACUAAAAAGAGUUAUAGAAUAAUAUACAUUGUAUAAAUUAUAUGCUGAACAAUGUAUUUCUUAAAAUGCUUAACUCGAAUGCCGAAC
Owenia fusiformis is the source of this 3717-nucleotide messenger RNA. NCBI's taxonomy places the organism in Eukaryota, Metazoa, Annelida, Polychaeta, Sabellida, Oweniidae. The record is from the annotation of a GenBank genome assembly.